This is a messenger RNA of Phycodurus eques (leafy seadragon), 4052 nucleotides long. RefSeq names its product pre-mRNA-processing factor 39. The transcript is spliced from 15 exons. The coding region runs from base 13 to 2193 and encodes 726 amino acids. Gene Ontology annotation, cellular component: U2-type prespliceosome; U1 snRNP; commitment complex. The record is from RefSeq and is a predicted model, not a curated record. Gene Ontology annotation, molecular function: protein binding. Lineage: Eukaryota; Metazoa; Chordata; Actinopteri; Syngnathiformes; Syngnathidae. Gene Ontology annotation, biological process: RNA processing; mRNA 5'-splice site recognition.
AGCUUUGCAAUCAUGGCGGCGGAAGGGGAAAUGAACAGUAAUGGGGACCUCGGAGAGCCUUCAGCCAUGGAAGCUGCCGAGGUUUCCACGCUACCGCCUCCAGAGAUGUCAGAUGAGAACGGUUGCACAGACUCAGCCACUGAGGCUUCUGCACAGCCAGAAACUGCUUUCUUCUCAGCGCCUCCAGACACAGAGGACGAGGGCAGCGAUCUGCCAGCAGACUUUGAACGUCUUUGGAAUGCCGCACACGACAACCCUCGAGACUUCACCAGUUGGACCGACCUGUUGCAGUACUGUGAGCAAGAGGGCCACAUUGGAGCGUCACAGAGAGCCUUGAUGGAAUUUCUUGCCCGCUUUCCACUCUGUUAUGGCUAUUGGAAAAAAUUUGCUGAUUUGGAGCGUCGUGCUGGUAACAACGACAAAGCAGCGGAGGUGUGUGUUCAGGGGCUCCAGUCAAUCCCUCUGAGUGUCGAUCUGUGGAUCCACUACAUCAAUCUCCUGUUGGGAACACUGGACAUGAACCUGCCCGAGUCGCCCAAGCAUAUUCGCAGUGUGUUUGAGGACGCGGUUGUAGCAGCAGGCCUGGACUUCCAUUCAAACCGGCUAUGGGAUCUGUAUUUCGAAUGGGAGAAGGAGCAAGGAGACUUGAGGAAUGCCACAGCUGUGCUAGACAGAGUCCUCAAAGUUCCCACGCAGCACUACAACACCCACUAUGAAAAGUUCAAGGUCCACCUGAACAACAGUGACCCCAAAGAAACACUUUCUCUGGAGGAAUAUGAGGAGGUGAGGGCCUUUUGCCGUGAGAGUCAGAAAGUGGAGCGUGCUGAACAGGCCAAGGAGAAGGGCGAAGAGAGGCCGCCUGGAGAGGAAGAGCCUGCCACACCUGAGGGCACAGAUUCGGAGGAGCUGAUGCAGAGGAUGAGAGAACAGGUGUUGGUCCGGAGGGAGAAAAUUUACCAGGAGAACGAAAAUGAAGUCCGCAAGAGAUGGAACUUUGAAGAUACGAUCAAACGUCCUUACUUCCAUGUGAAGCCGCUUGAUCAAACCCAGCUGCGUGGCUGGCACGCCUACCUGGACUGGGAGGUCGCCCAACUGAAGAAAGACACUCAAGACCAUAACAAAGACUCAAACAAGACAGACGCAGAUGUCAAAGAGGACCCAGAGGUGACAGCACAGCCUCAGCGAGAGAUGGAGGAAACCAAGGUUUUCUGUGAUGACCACAGAGUUCGUUUUCUCUUCGAGCGCUGUCUGAUCGCCUGUGCUCUCUAUGAGGAAUUCUGGACCAGGUAUAUUCAGUACCUGGAGACCUGCAGUGUGGAUGAGGUUCGGGCUGUCUACAAGCGAGCCUGUGACAUCCACCUGCCUUCAACACCUAACAUUCACAUGCAGAGGGCCACCUUCGAGGAAAGACACGGUGACCUGGCCGAGGCUCGGCGAGUGUUAGAGGCUCUUGAUAAAAACAUGCCAGGUUUGGCCGUGGUUCGUCUACGCAGGGCCGCUUUGGAGAGGAGGGCGGGCCAACUUGAGCAGUCUGAAGCGUUGCUGCAGGAGGCGGUGACACAAUCGAAAGAGAAGCCUACAUUGCACGCAUUCUACUCCAUCAAGCUUGCUCGUCUGUUCCUGAAGCUUGGCAGAAACCCAAGCAGAGCUCGGAGGGUUUUACAGGAAGCACUGGAGAUUAGUCCAGAUAAUGACAAACUGCACCUGAACCUGCUGGAAGUGGAGCUAUCAGCUGAGACCUGGUCCUCAGCCGAGGCGGUGCAGCAGUGCGUGACACGAGCCCUGGAGGCGCCUCUCACACCGCACACCAAAAUCCUCUUAUCACAGCGCGGCCUCCAGUUUGUGGAAGAGUACAGCAACUCUAUCCAGAGUGUGCUGUCUGUCUAUGAAGCGCACCAGAAGCUGAUCAAGGAGCUGGGCGGGACGAAGAGAGAAGCCGAAAGCGGAGACGAGGGCCGAGAGAAGCUGAGCAAAGGUGAUGGUGGCUCAGCAAAUGGCGCAUCAGAACAAGUCCCACCCACUGAUCCUCAGGUCCCAAUCACUAUGCCGCCUCCCCCGCCGAUGAGCAUUGACGCGGGUGCCCAGUCCGGUGGAUAUGGCGGAUACAGCAGCUGGUAUCAGCAACCACAGUACAGCAGUUAUGGCUACCAGAACACCUGGAACUACAACCAGGGAUACUAUCCACCCAGCUAAAAUUAAAGAACUGAGCGGGGCACCGGGACUAAAAACUGAAACAGCAAGUCCUCUCAAGUUUGAUCCCGCGGAUUCUCGCAAAAUAUCUCCCACCAUCUUUUUCUCACUGUCCUGCCUCCUGACUUUCCUCGCUGUCGUCGUUGACGACAAAGGUGCUCGGGUCAUCACACGCCCCAUUUGGUCUGUGUAGGAAGGUGACGAUAUGAAACGGACAUGAGUGCAUUGCUCGCUAGACCUCGUCGCUCUUUUAAGCAGAACUAUUUUUGUAUUUGUCCAUAGACUUUCAUUUUUGUUUAUCUAACUUCGCUGGCCAUAUAUUACGGGGGAUUUUGUGCCAAGCAUGCAAAGUUUUUUUUUUUUUUUUUUUUCCCCUCCUACUGUACAUAAAAAAAAAAAAAGUUUUAUAGUGUCUUAUGGUUCUGCAUAUGUUUUGAUUUUUCGAAAUCUCAUUUGAGGCUGAGAUGCAUUUGACCUUAUUCACAUGCGGUGUUUUGAAGAAAAUAUUUUUUUCAGUUGUGUGCAUCUGACAUGCUCAACCCACCUUUUCCCAACACAUCAAAUGAGCGGCAAGAUGAAAGACAAAGUGCAGCACAGCAAUUCUCCAAGUCAGCUUUAUUUAAAGUCAAUUCUUGAAGUCAAAUAUGCAGACAUACUUGUCAAUAUAUUCUGACUUAUAAAAACUGGCAAAGUAGAAUCUCACAAAAUCAGUAAAUUGUGAACUCAUUUUAAGGCCCUUUUAAAUAAGCAAGUGAAGAUAGUUUACCAUGGAAGAAUCUGGUUGACCUUUUUGACACCAAUCCGAUGCCAACUAGCUUUACUAUGUACAUCUUUAAUCACUGCAUCCAAAACAAACAUCCAGUGAAAUCAACCAGCCAAACAACCAGUUUUCUUUGACGCCUUUGCUGAUAUGACCGAUAACAUAAAUUUAACCUUCAUCGUUAGUCCAGUACACUGACUGACAGAUUGAAACUAAAGCCUUGGUGUACCGUUCAGUCUAUUUCUUCCGGAAAUGUAGUAGAGGUGGUGAGGUAGGCUCAGGAAGCAGAUUGCUCUCCCUAAACUCACUUACUUUUUGGUAACAACCAGCACAGCUGAAGGCACCAAGCCUAAGCAGAGAGGAAUCAAGGGGAAAGGGAUUAGAAACAGCCGAGUUGGAAUGAACGGAGUAAUGUGCAGCAGAACAGCAAUAUGUAUCAAUGUGUCUCACCCAGCUCUUUGAGGGGCUUCUCCAUAUCCAUAUCAGUGUAGACGUGGCGGGGGUAAGGGGACAGCAGCGUAAAGUCCUGACCCUCCGGCGUGUUGCCGUUCACCUGCACGUAGACGCGUACCGCCGCCAGCGGCUCCUGGGCCUUAAACACCGCCGUGAUGGUGGACCCAUCAAGCAGACGCACCUAUUGUUAACACGGAACAAGUGGGAAGUGAAUUCGCUGUUCUCUUAUGAGCGGAACGGCAAAAUUCACAACAGGUGUUUGAUCAAUUAAAAUUUCUACGGAUGUCCACCGUUUUGCCUUUCUUGACUAUCACACUCUCUGUUGCAACCUGAUGAUUACACCCUGUGACACUCUAAACUCAGUGGCCACUUCACUGAGAAAAUCCUGUUUAAAGCCUCCCAAUGGCGACGUACUGUUGAUCAAUUGUUAGGUAUUGUAUUGGUCUCGUGAACGGCGUGAUGAAGAGGACUGUUGAAAUAUCAAUUCCAAUUGAACUGGGAAAUUUAUUGGUCCAUUCAUGGACCAAACAAAAGUUCAGAGGAGGCUAAAUUCUCCCAUAAUGAGUGGACCCCAGCAUACAAGCAGUUUGGCAAAGGCAGAUUCUCUCUCCCACUCCCCCAAUUUUUCAAUAUUUCUUUGUUUUUCUUU